UGAAACUUCAAUUCACUCAUUCUUGAAAAGAAUCUUGAACUCCAGCUUCAAUUCGUACAGCACACUUCCGUCCUUGAGUUUAUUUCCAGAUAGGAAAAGAGCGGCGUAGAUUCAAGAUGAAGGUCCUCGUUGUCGGUGCUGGCCCCUCAGGCCUCACCCUCGCCCUCCUCCUCGCAAAAGCAGGCAUUAAGAUCACCCUACUAGACGCAGCACCCACGGUCGACGACCGCCCGCGGGCAGCACACUACGCUCCCUCCGCCAUCCGUGUCCUGAAAGCCGCCGGUGUCCUCGAGGAUGUUCGCCGUGACGGUCUAAUCCCCAAGAAUAUGACAUGGAGGAAAAUUGACGGGAGUGUGAUCACGAGUAUCACGGAUGUGGCUCAGCCAGGGACACCAGACGCGUUGACGGUGCUGCCGUUGAAUAUGCUUGGGAAAGUACUGUUGAGCCACUGCGAGGGGAAUGCGAAUGUGACGGUGUUGUGGAAUAAAAAGGUUGUUGAUGUGGGCACGGAUGGGGAUGGGAAAGGGGCUUGGGCGAAAGUACAGGGGGAACAGGGAGAGGAAACGUGGACUGCGGAUUAUAUCUGUGGGUGUGAUGGGGCGAAUAGUCAGGUUCGGAAGAGUCUGUUUGGAAAUGAGUUUCCGGGACACACGUGGGAUGCGCAGAUUAUUGCUACAAACGUGUAUUACCCCCUGGAUAAGUUCGGCUACGACGACAUCAACUUCAUCAUCCACAACGAAGACUACUACAUGGCCGCAAAAAUCACCACCGACGGCCUCUGGCGCGUCUCCUACGGCGAAGAUACAAAGCUCACACCUGAAGAAGUCGUCGCACACCAGCCCGCAAAGUACGAACGCAUGCUCCCCGGCAACCCCAAACCAGGCGACUACAAACUGCUCAACGUGGGCCCCUACCGCAUCCACCAACGCAUGGCGCCCGCCUUCCGCGUCGGGCGGAUCCUGCUCGCCGCCGACGCCGCCCACCUCUGCAACCCAUUCGGCGGUCUCGGCCUCACUGGAGGCCUGGUAGAUGUCGGUGGUCUUGCGGAGUGCUUAAUAGGCGUUCAGAAUGGCUGGGCUGGGGACGAGAUACUGGAUAAAUAUGAUGAGAUUAGAAGGGAGAAGUUUCAGGAGGUUAUUAACCCGAUUAGUAGUAGUAAUUUUUUGAGGGUUAGCGCUACGGAUCCCGGGGAGGCCUUGGUCAAUGAUGAGUUUUUGAUGAUGGUUGAGAAAGCGAGGACGGAUAAGGAGACGAGGGAGGAGUUGGAUCAGGGUGUCUUUGCUGUGUGUCAUGACUUUACGCAGUAUUAUGAUAAGGAGAAGGCGCCGAAGGCUGAGGCGAGGUUAUAGGGUGAGGAAAAUGGUGGGCUUUGGGG
Molecule: messenger RNA, 1375 nt
Organism: Hyaloscypha bicolor E
Lineage: Eukaryota; Fungi; Ascomycota; Leotiomycetes; Helotiales; Hyaloscyphaceae
Product: FAD/NAD(P)-binding domain-containing protein
Exons: 4
Coding region: 117-1349 (410 amino acids)
Molecular function (GO): FAD binding
Source: RefSeq, a predicted model, not a curated record